Pongo pygmaeus (Bornean orangutan) is the source of this 1903-nucleotide messenger RNA. RefSeq names its product DBH-like monooxygenase protein 2. The record is from RefSeq and is a predicted model, not a curated record. Gene Ontology annotation, biological process: dopamine catabolic process; octopamine biosynthetic process; norepinephrine biosynthetic process. Gene Ontology annotation, molecular function: dopamine beta-monooxygenase activity; copper ion binding. Gene Ontology annotation, cellular component: secretory granule membrane. NCBI's taxonomy places the organism in Eukaryota, Metazoa, Chordata, Mammalia, Primates, Hominidae. The transcript has 10 exons.
AUGUGGAUACAAGCUUAAAGAGGGCAUGCGAGAGGGAAUGUGACUUGCUCAAGAUCACCAGCAAGUGAGCGUCGGAGGCAGAAAUAGAACCUGACUAGUUCUCACUCCUAGUGUGAAGCUCCUUCCAUUCCACCAUGUAGACAUGAGCAUGUGCCUUGUGUAGGUCCUUGGGUGCAGGGAUAUGCAGAGUGCUGCUCAGGGGUGGCAGCUCCUCAAUGCUCAUGGCACCCCGCAGAGCGACACUGUGAGGGUGCUGGCUGCCUAUGGCCUGGAUGACACUCCGAAGCUGGAUCAGGAGCGUACUUUUGUCAAGUCUAUCUUUCUGCUACAAGUCGUCCACCCUGACAAUCUGGAUGUCCCUGAGGACACCAUCAUCCAUGACUUGGAGAUCACUGAUAAGACACCUUCGUCACACCCAGCAGCCUCCAGCUCCCUUCUCCUCACCCCACUCAACCCAGAUCCCUUCUCUUGCCCCCAGUAUUCAGUACAUCCCUUGGGUGGAGAUUACUCUGACUCUUCUCUGUCUCCUAAGGACUGCCAAUCUGACCCUAACAUGAACCCCUUUCCCUGGCCUGGCCCUUACCCUAUUUCUUCGGAGCCUCACUGUCAUCUGGCUCAGCUUCUGUGCACCCUUCCACAGUUCCUCAUUCCAGAGGAUGACACCACGUAUGCCUGCACCUUUCUUCCUCUCCCUAUUGUGAGCCAGAAGCAUCACAUUUACAAGUUUGAGCCUAAGUUGGUCUACCACAAUGAGACAAUGGUGCAUCACAUCCUGGUGUACGCCUGUGGCAAUGCUAGCGUUCUCCCCACAGGCAUCAGCGACUGCUAUGGGGCCGACCCCGCCUUCUCCCUCUGCUCACAGGUCAUCGUGGGCUGGGCUGUCGGGGGCACUAGCUACCAGUUUCCAGAUGACGUAGGCGUCUCUAUUGGGACCCCCUUAGACCCUCAGUGGAUCCGACUGGAGAUUCAUUACAGCAAUUUUAACAACCUUCCUGGUGUGUAUGAUUCCUCAGGGAUUCACGUGUACUACACUUCUCAGCUGCGCAAAUAUGACAUGGGCGUCCUCCAGCUGGGCUUCCUCACGUUUCCCAUCCACUUCAUCCCCCCGGGCGCUGAGUCCUUCAUGUCCUGUGGGCUGUGUAGGACGGAGAAGUUUGAGGAGAUGAAUGGAGCUCCUAUGCCUGACAUACAGGUAUAUGGCUACCUGCUGCACACCCACUUUGCUGGACGGGCUCUGCAAGCAGUGUAAUACAGGAAUGGAACACAACUUCGAACAAUCUGUAAAGACGAUUCCUACGACUUCAACCUGCAGGAGACUCGAGAUUUGCCCUCUCGAGUGGAGAUCAAGCUGGGAGAUGGAUUCCUGGUAGAAUGUCACUACCAGACACUGGACUGUGACUCCAUGACAUUUGGAGGCCCCAGCACCAUUAAUGAGAUGUGCCUCAUCUUCCUCUUCUACUAUCCCCGAAAUAACAUCUCUAGCUGCAUGGGGUACGCUGACAUCAUCUACGUGGCCCACGAGCUGGGGGAGGAGGCAUCAGACAGCCCCAUGGAGGGAAUGAUGGACAUGAAUGAUGUCAAGUGGACCCUGGAGAGCAUUAAGAAAGCUGAGAAAGCCUGCAAGGAGGCCCAGCAGACAGUGAUAAUAAAGACCAUUGAUGAGGUGGUGGAAAACACAACAGGCUGGAUUCCAGACAUCAUCCCUGCUCCCCGGGGGCCCUGCUUGGAGUCAUCUGGAGGCAAAGUGGAGGCCUAGGACAAGACCCCUGCAGGCUUCAGAGCUGCACCUGUGGCCCUCUCGAGCUCUAGCAGGGCCACCCUGAGGCAUCUCCCCCUGGCGGCCAUCCUGCUGCUGCAGCACACACUCUUCUGGCUCCUGGCCAUGCUGCAGAAUGGAGUCUGA